UUCCUGAAAAAGGAAAAAAUAUAUUUUACCACGAAAUUUUGUGUAAAAUGACAUCUCACAACACGUGUUUACAGCAAACGUGGGUUAUAUGUGUGGCACUAAUAAAUCUCGAAAAUAGCCGACGAGUUCACCCAGCUAGCAUAACACCGCGGAGCUAAAAGCUAAAAGCGCAGUUUUAUCUCUUAUUUUUAAGUCUGCUGUUCUGCGGAGACACUGAACUGCUCAAUUUUUCAGUUUGGAAACUCUUUCUGUGACUCAGAGGCAGCUGGCUGUUUUGUGUCAGGCUCAGGAGAAACUUAUUUCCCCCCGUGUUUGCUGCGAUGGCUGAGGCUCACCAGGCCGUUGCGUUCCAAUUCACCAUCACUCCGGAGGGCAUUGACCUGCAGCUGUCCCGCCAGGCCCUCGGUCAGAUCUACCGCUCUGGCCUGCGUUGCUGGAAGAAGCGCCUCAGCAGGAUGAAGAACAGGGUCUUGAAGGGAGUGUAUCCUGCUAGCCCCUCCUCCUGGCUCUUUGUUGUCAUAGUGAUCCUGGCUACCAUGUACACACAGUCUGACCCCUCUAUGGGCCUGAUUACUAAGAUACAGGAGCACCUGCCCCUCAGUCUGUCUCUCACUCUGAGUGCUCAGGGUCAGACGAUGGUGUCGGCGCUGCUCUUCAGUACUCUGCUGUGGCUCUCUCUGAUUUUGGCUCUGAGGUUUUGUCUGAAGGUUCUGCUGUCAUAUCACCGCUGGAUGUUCGAGCAGCACGGACGCAUCUCGACCAUCACUAAAGUCUGGGUGUCUCUGGUCAGGUUAUUGUCCAGUAGAACGCCGCUGCUGUACAGCUAUCAGACCUCCUUGCCACACCUGCCUGUUCCUGCUAUCAGAGACACACUGGAAAGAUUUCUGGAGUCGGUCCGUCCACUGCAGAGUCCUGCUGAUUUUGAGCGUGUGAGCAGAUUGGCUGCUGAUUUUGAAAGGACUCUGGGAAAUCGCCUUCAGAGAUACCUCAAACUCAAAGCACUGUGGGCAACUAAUUACGUGAGUGACUGGUGGGAGGAGUAUGUUUACCUCCGGGGGCGGAGUCCCAUCAUGGUCAACAGCAACUACUAUGGAAUGGACUUCCUGUAUGUGACCCCGACAUCCAAUCAGGCAGCACGAGCCGGAAACACCAUCACUGCCCUCCUGCUGUACCGCCGCAAGGUCAACCGUGAGGAGCUCAAACCUAGUCGUAUUCCUGGUACUGUUAUACCGCUGUGUGCAGCCCAGUGUGAGCGGAUGUUCAACACCACGCGGGCUCCUGGAGAGGAGACAGAUGUGCUGCAGCACUGGCAGGACAGUGAGUUUGUGGCUGUGUACCAUAGGGGGCGCUACUACAGACUGUGGGUUUACCGUGCUGGACGCCUCCUCUCUCCCAGAGAGAUCCAGUACCAGAUCCAGAAGAUCCUGGAUGAUCCCUCACCGCCUCAGGCAGGAGAGGAGAAACUGGGAGCGCUGACCGCAGGAAACAGGACUCCAUGGGCUCGUGUGCGGAAGCAGUACUUCAGCUCCGGAGUGAAUAAGCGCUCACUGGACUGCAUCGAGAAAGCGGCUUUCUUUGUCAGCCUGGAUGAGCAGGAGGAGGGCAUGAAGGGGGAUGACCCGGAGGGAAACCUCGACUGCUAUGCUAAAGCCCUCCUGCACGGCAAGUGCUAUGACAGGUGGUUCGAUAAGUCCUUCUCUGUGGUGGUCUUUAAGAAUGGCAAAACAGGCCUGAAUGCUGAACACUCCUGGGCUGAUGCUCCUACAGUGGCUCAUUUAUGGGAGUUUACUCUGGCCACUGAUGCCUUUCAGCUUGGUUAUGACAUCGAUGGAAACUGCAGAGGUGAAGUGGAGCACUCUCUACCUCCCCCUCAACGGCUGACCUGGGACAUACCACCUGAGGUCCAGGCUCAGGUGUCUGAGUCACUGGCGGUGGCUCAGGCUCUGGCUGAUGAUGUGGACUGCCACGUGUUUCCCUUCAUGGAGUUUGGGAAAGGCCGCAUGAAAAAGCUGAAGAUCAGCCCAGAUGCCUUUAUUCAGCUAUCACUGCAGCUCGCUUACUACAGGGACAGAGGCGGUUUCUGUCUGACCUACGAGGCCUCGAUGACACGUCUUUUCCGUGAAGGCCGUACCGAGACUGUCCGCUCCUGCUCUAGUGAAAGCUGUGCUUUCGUCCUGGCACUGGAGGAGCGAAAGGGAAGAGAAGAGUGCUGCAGCCUGUUCCGCAAGGCUGCUGAAAAACAUCAGAAUCUCUACCGGCUGGCCAUGACUGGAUCAGGCAUCGACAGACACCUGUUCUGUCUGUAUGUGGUCUCCAAAUACCUGGGAGUGGACUCCCCUUUCCUAAAGGAGGUGUUGUCUGAGCCCUGGCGUCUCUCUACCUCUCAGACUCCAGUACAGCAAAUGGAGCUCUUUGACCUGGUUAACCACCCUGAGUUCAUCUCACUAGGGGGAGGCUUCGGCCCAGUGGCUGACGAUGGCUAUGGUGUGUCCUACAUCAUCGUUGGCGAGAACAUGGUCAACUUCCAUGUGUCCUGCAAACACUCCUGCAAAGAGACUAACUCUCGUAGGUUUGGCUCUGAGAUCAGCCGGGCCUUAACGGACCUGAUGACUCUGCUCAGCAUGGACUCUUCUGGAAAAAAGCAGCUCUGAACUGUGAUGGAGUGUGAGAGUGAUUGUAGGUGAGAGAGUGAAUGAAUGAGUGAAUGUUGGGAGAGUGUGUGCGAAUUCAGCACUGGUCUAAGCAAGCUGAGUUAGGUUUCCCAGGGGAGGUUCUGUAACGUAAUCUGGCGGAUUUUACUGUGUGGUUGGUACGUGGUAUCUGUAAAACUUUUGCAAAUUCCCUCAAUUAGCUGGAUUAUUAAACAAUACACAAUGCAGAUUCAUACUGGUUUAAAUCACUCCACAGGUAUUAUUUAUUAGUAUUUUAAGACUGCACAAAUUAAACACA
Messenger RNA from Pygocentrus nattereri (red-bellied piranha), 2949 nucleotides. RefSeq names its product carnitine palmitoyltransferase 1A2b (gene cpt1a2b). The coding region runs from base 321 to 2651 and encodes 776 amino acids. Gene Ontology annotation, biological process: fatty acid metabolic process; carnitine metabolic process. Gene Ontology annotation, cellular component: mitochondrion. Lineage: Eukaryota; Metazoa; Chordata; Actinopteri; Characiformes; Serrasalmidae. Gene Ontology annotation, molecular function: carnitine O-palmitoyltransferase activity. The record is from RefSeq and is a predicted model, not a curated record. The transcript has 20 exons.